Molecule: messenger RNA, 2016 nt
Organism: Rotaria socialis
Lineage: Eukaryota; Metazoa; Rotifera; Eurotatoria; Philodinida; Philodinidae
Source: the annotation of a GenBank genome assembly
AUGCCUUGCUAUGAUGAUGAUCGGCCAACGCAGCAAGAAGAGCUUCUAAUUCGAAAACUUGUUGAUAAUGUUGAACAACACGAACGAAUUCAAGUUCUUACUGAACUUAAAAAUUUAAUAAUCGGUUCAAGGCGAUGUAAACUAGCUUUUUAUCAUGCUGGUAUUCUUGAAAUUCUCAAUAAUUUAUUGAAAGAAUAUUCAUGUUUAAUAAGCAUAGAUAUUCUCGUAGAAAUUCUUGAUUGUAUAUCAUCAUUUGCUAAAGUCAAUAAUAAAAAUCUAUUAAAUCGUCUCAUUGAACUUGGAUUUAUUGAACAAAUAUUAAGUUUAUUAACGAUACAAAUCGAUUCAAAUCAUUUUUAUGAAUCAUGUCUUCGUUGUUUACGUUCAUUUUUUCUAUCAAAAAUAUUCUCAAAUCCAUAUUUAACUCCGACACCAUAUAUACUACUGAGUGAUGACAAUAAACAUGACACAAUCACAGUUUUAUCGGAAACAGAAAGUUAUCUAUCAAAUGAUAAAUAUUUACCCGUGAAUAUAUUAUUAGAAAAUUCUCAAAAUCUUGAUAUUUUUCCUCGCCUAUUAUCAAUAUCGAAAUCGACACAAAUCUCAAUCAUAGAAAUUUUAUGUUGUGCAUGUGUUAAUAAUGAACGACAAAAUCAAAUUGUAGAAACAGAUUUUAUUCAAUCUAUUAUGCAUCUACUUGUAGAAAAUAUUCUUUAUCAUAACAAAAUUAAUCUAGUCAGUGUGACCAAUGAAUAUCUAGUAGGCGUUUGUUUGAAAUUUUUUUGUUCAAUAUGUUACGAAAAUGCUGCUGUUGCUCGACAAUUGCACACAACAGUAUUCACUCAAACCAACGAAACAUUAUGCGAGAUUAUAUCAAGCCUAUUAAAUAAAACCAAUCAGCCAGUAGUAAUAUCAUAUUAUGCAUCGAAAUUUUUCAUUAAUCUUUGCAAAACAAAGGUGCUCUCAUGUGAUGAUUCAUUUGUAUCUCAUAAAUCAUUAACCACACUUGUUCAUUUAUGUACGAAAUCAACUAUAAAUAAAUCUAUUCAUUUGUAUAUUGCAUGUUUUGAUACACUUAUUUAUUUAUUAAAUGGCAACAAUACAUUACAUCAUACAGCAAUGUAUACCGAGCAAUUUUUAAAUAAAUUAUUUUGCUAUUUAUUCGCACCAACGAAAAUUUUCAAUGAAACUAUUGACGAAGCAAUGCUUAUACAAAUACGCACAUCAACGUUAACAUUACUUGCAGUUCUUUCAUCGUAUCAUGAAGAUAUUAAAAAACGAAUUGCAGAUCAAGACAAUUUAAUUUCAACAGCCAUCGAAUGCUAUCGUUCGAAUCAUCGGUCAUUACAAUUAGCAGCUCUUUGUUUAUUUCAUGGCUUAUCUCGAAGCGUACAUCAACUUCGUACAACAUUUAACGAUACUAUUUGUGAUGUUUUACUCGAUGCUGUUAAAUCCAGUGAUUUAUCUCUUGUUAAAAUUGCAUCAUCUGUUAUUAGUAAUACUGUAUUAGAAUUUUCUACGUGCCGAGCAAGAUUGCUGUCUGGUGGUAUUCUUGAUAUACUUCUUGCAUUUCUUACACAUCCAGAUCAUGACCUAUCUAUCAAUGGUAUGUGGGCUUUACGCAAUCUUUCUUAUUUAUCAACACUUAAAAUUAAGCAAGAUGUUAUUCAUGGAUUGACAAUAGAUCGUAUUUAUUCAUUACUGGAGCAAUGUACAGAUGAACGAUUUCUUAUUUGUCUAUUAUCGUUGUUACGUAAUAUUUUCAAUGAAAAAGAUACACAGAUAAUAUUACCAAUGUUUAAUUCAGUGAAAUUGCUAACAACGUUGCAAAAGAUGCGUGAAAAAAAUUAUUCAGUGGAAAUUUCCCGUGAAAUUCGUAUACUAAUUGAUCAUCUUAAUUCAAGCAAUGCUGCGCCUCGACAGCGAUUACCUUCAGAUCCGGUAAAUCCAAGUUGUCGGACAUCUCUAUUUCCUGAAUAUGCUUGCGAUGAAAUGGAUGAAUUAGAUUGUUUGUAA